AUGAGUCAGCCAGUGCCCCUCGAACUGGACAUCGCCGCCCUCUCGGCCGAGAUAUUCGGCGAACAACCACAACCUGCAAACGACCAGAUGCAACUCGACAUCGACUACCCCCACCAGCAACCAGACAGCCUCGACGCACUCUUCAGCCACACAGACGUCUCCCAGCUCAUCCACUCACUCCUCCAGCAACAGCCAAAACCAACAUCACUCACCCCAGCCAACAUCAAGAUCUCCUCCCUCGACCAGCUCGCCAACCCCCCGCCCGGCCAGCAGCCCAACUACCCCUGGUGGACCAUCAUCCGCGCAGCCAUCAUGGGCAGCCGCUACGGCAUCCUCAGCCGCGACGAAAUCUACGACGCCCUCCAGCGCCGCUGGGCGUACUUCCGCUCCACCUCCGACCACGCCACCCGCGUCUGGAAGGCCGCCGUCGGCCACAACCUCAGCGUCAAGGAGUGCUUCGUCAGGGUCCAUGUCGACGGACAGAAAAACACCAGCUACUACAUCGUCGACACCGCCGUCGACCCCGCCAAGGGAAGACUCUCCAAGUGCCAGCAGCGGGCGCAGAACGAGCGCCGGUCCGAGCCGGAGAGUGGGGCGUCGACGACCGAGUCCGAGACGGACUCGGACGACACCGCCACCGAGGCCGAGCCCCUGCCCUCCACGUCCAGCAGCCGCCCCGGCGGAUCCCGCCUCGGCUCCUCCCUCAGCGCGAUCAUCGAGCCCACUGACCGUCCGCUCCAACGAAGGGCCCCCUCGACUCCCAUCCCCGCAUCCCCGCCGCCCGACUUCUCGCCCGACUUCUCGUCCCUCCAAGACCACGUCAACGCCGCACUUGCCGACGUCGCCGCCUGUCUCCCCGACAUCAUCCCCCACAGCCCCGAAGCGCCUCCCGAAGAAGAUGCUGGCCAGCAGAGCAUGAUGAUCGACUGCCUUUCGUCGAUCUUCGACCCGCUUCCGGAGAUCGACCUCGCGGCGAUCCUCAAAGAGGCCCAGAUGGAGAUCCAGGACGCCGCGGCUUCCUCCCAGCCUCCUCAGGCCGAUCCUCUCAUCGUGCCGACGGCGGCCGACUUCGACCGCCUGCUGGCGUCCGUCAUCGACGAACAUGGCGGGCCCCCGUCGCCGCCCGCGCCGGACAUCGACGACGGUGCGGUUGCGGGAGCGAAGCGGACGACCGAGCAGGCCGGGCUGGACGCGCUCCUGCAAGGCCUCAUCGACGAGGCCCAGCUCCAGCCGGCCCUCGACCCUGGGCCCUCGAUCGACGAGACGCCGGCGGCCGUCGAGGCCUCCCUGGAGGCCGAGAUCGAGGAGGCCCUCCAGCGCGCCGAGGCCGCCGCCCGCCUCGACACCCAGCUCACGGCCUCGGGCGACAUCCCCGUCCACCCUGCGCCCGCCGACAUCCCCGUGCAUCCGCUGCCCUCGGAGCCUCCGGCGCCCGUCGCUUCCCGGACGCCGAAGCUGCCGAAGCCGCGCCCGGACCGACGGGCCCCGCUGGCCCGGCCGCCCCGCCCGGCCGUCGUCCGGCCCACCCUGCUGCGCUGUCUGCCCCACCCCCCCGCCCCCGUCGCGUCCAGCGAGCCCUCGACGCCCGACCGACGCACCCGCGCAUCCGGCCCCCGCGCCACGUUCCCCGAGCUCGCUAAGGAGGCCAUCCUCGCACACCCCUCGGGCAAGCUCACGGCCGCCGAGAUCUUCAAGGUGCUCGAGAAGAAGUACCCGUAUUUCGUCGACGCCGCCGAGUCCUGGAAGGCUACCCUCCGCAACGUCCUCACCUCCCACUCCUGCUUCGUCAAGAUCCCGCGCCCCGCUGACGCCCCCGGCCGCGGCGACUGGUGGGCCACCGUCGACCUGCCCCUCUGGAAGCGCAGACGGACGACGGCCAAAGCCAAGCAAGACGAGGACUUCGUCGGCCGCCAUGCCCGCGAACAUAGUCGCCGCCACGCUGGCCCCGUCGGCCCGUCCGGCUCCGGCGCGCCCUUGCCGCGCCCCGAGCCCGCGCCGCCGGCCCCCUCGCUGACGGACGCUACCGGACGGGGCGACCUCCUCGUCCAGGACAGCCCCAUAGCGUCUGAUGACUCGCUCAGGCUUCCGGCGCACGACGACCCGCUCAUCGACCCGCUCAUCGACCCGCUCAUCGACCCGCUCAUCGACCCGCUCAUCGACCCGGCCUUCGACCCGGCCUUCGAGCCCUUGCUGAGGGAGCCGUUCUUCCCCUUCGCGGCCCCGCUCCAGCCCCUGGCCUCCCCGCUUCAGCCCCACCAGCAGCAGCAGGGCAAUCGCAUCUCGACGUAG
Messenger RNA from Puccinia triticina, 2289 nucleotides. RefSeq lists its product as uncharacterized. Gene Ontology annotation, molecular function: RNA polymerase II cis-regulatory region sequence-specific DNA binding; DNA-binding transcription factor activity, RNA polymerase II-specific. Gene Ontology annotation, biological process: regulation of transcription by RNA polymerase II. The transcript has 9 exons. Lineage: Eukaryota; Fungi; Basidiomycota; Pucciniomycetes; Pucciniales; Pucciniaceae. The coding region runs from base 1 to 2289 and encodes 762 amino acids. The record is from RefSeq and is a predicted model, not a curated record.